Messenger RNA from Trypanosoma cruzi, 543 nucleotides. RefSeq lists its product as uncharacterized. Lineage: Eukaryota; Euglenozoa; Kinetoplastea; Trypanosomatida; Trypanosomatidae. The transcript has a single exon. The coding region runs from base 1 to 543 and encodes 180 amino acids. The record is from RefSeq and is a predicted model, not a curated record.
AUGCUGAGGGAAAAUCCGCGGCCAGUCCUCCAGGUUGGCACCUCGCCAAGGAUGCCGUUGCGUGAGCAGCUAAAAAAUUUUUAUUUCCUUUUUUUUGGAUCUAAUUUUAAUCGGUGCAUUGUGGCGGCGUCUCUCAUGCUUUUGUUGAUCAGUUUCGUUAGCACUGCAUCUGUCUCAACACUUUGGUACCAUGUUAUGGAGGGCAUAUUGACAUUUCUUUUUGCGGGUGAGAUCGCUCUUCGACUUGCUGUGAUGCGUAGUAACUUUUGGGAGUCGGCUUAUAAUAUUUCAGAGGUGGUGGCUUGUGUUCUCUGUAUUACCAUCUUCUUUAUUCUUCAUUUUUCGCGUCAGCAGUCUUCACGGGCGGAGCACCAAGUGCUUAUCAUUUUGCGCUAUCUUGGCCAGUUACUGCGGAUGAUAGGUGUUGUUGCUGCAGACACCAUGGUUUCGACAAGUGGCGAGGGUGGCAUUCAGCUUUUUUCUGCAAAUAGUACAAAGCCUUCUUCAACGGAUUUGAGGGAGACGUACCGCGAUGUACUGUAG